AUGUCAAGACGAACAAGAUUGAUCAUGGAGAGUGCACUUUCCACUAAAAACGGCAAUAAUAAUAAGAAGUUUUUGCCAGAAAACAACAACGUCAAUCUAUUGCCGCCCGGCCGGCAAAAUACGGAGUCCGAAAUUACCAAAGAACCUCCCAUUACUUAUGAUAAAGCUAAUAAUAUUGAUAGAUUUAUUGAAAAUGAAGGUGUUAAAAGUCAGUUUGAUGAGGCAAUUAAAAACGGUUUGAGAACUCCUUCACCAUUAACGCAUCCUUGCGGUUUUCCUGCAGAAAAAAGAAAUGCUUUACUCAAAAACCUGGACCAAGUUAUACCCAAUAAUCGAAGAGAGUUCUGGUUAAAUAUGCCUACUAGAUAA
This is a messenger RNA of Brassicogethes aeneus, 369 nucleotides long. NCBI's taxonomy places the organism in Eukaryota, Metazoa, Arthropoda, Insecta, Coleoptera, Nitidulidae. The record is from the annotation of a GenBank genome assembly.